Molecule: messenger RNA, 2921 nt
Organism: Anopheles aquasalis
Lineage: Eukaryota; Metazoa; Arthropoda; Insecta; Diptera; Culicidae
Product: zinc finger and SCAN domain-containing protein 2-like
Biological process (GO): regulation of transcription by RNA polymerase II
Molecular function (GO): RNA polymerase II cis-regulatory region sequence-specific DNA binding; DNA-binding transcription factor activity, RNA polymerase II-specific
Source: RefSeq, a predicted model, not a curated record
CCAAUCGAACGAGAAACAAUGGUGCACUUUUGUAAAUUGUGCCAGUUACUGCACAAAAACCUGGACUUUGUGCAGUGCGAUGAGUCCAACGUGUGGUUGCUGGAAACGGUGUUCCAAGUGAAGAUCACGCCGGUAAACGAGAGGGUUGAACCGAUCUGCCGGAAAUGUAUUCGCAAGUACAACAAGGUGAUGAGAGAUCUGAAAAAGUCCAACGGAGGACAUCCGGUUUCACGGCACACGUUCACGGAAAACAAGCCGCCGAGCAACGGCAGCGAGACGGAUCCGUUCGUCGGUGCUCAGCCGCCGGUUAGCUCCCAGAUGCUGAUGCAGCGCGGGAACACCCGAUUGUCCGACACGCAGCAGUACCUGGUCGAAGACGAAAGCAAAGAGAUGAUGUUCACCGGAUCAUCCGAAACCAACGCCAGUCAGAACGGCAGCAACGGAUUUGCCCUGAACAUCAGUGGCGAUGCAGCCACGGUAUAUCGCACAACCCUCGGCGAUGCGCACGAGUCGUCGGAAGAUGAUAGCUCGGAUGGCAAAAGUAGUGCAGCCGACGAGGAAGAUGACGAAGAAGACAGCAGCGAAGAAUCGAGUGAAGAGGACGACGAGGAUGAGGACGAUUGCUGUAGCGAAGAUUCGGAUGAUAGCAGUUCUAGCUGCAGUACCAGCAGCAGCAGCGAGGAGAGCUCCUCGGAAACCGGCAUCAGUUUGAAGAUGGAAGAUCACGUCGGUCGACCGAACAUUAAGCACGAAAGCGGGCCAGCCGCACUGUACAGCUCGUAUCUGGAGGCUCCGCUGAUGCAGAACUUGCCCGAAGGCAGUCUGUUGCAGACGGGUGAAAUGGAAGACGAUAAUGCUGCCACUGUCACCAGUAACGUGAAUGGAACGGGAAUAGAGAACGAAAAAUCUAUAGCAGAAGAUGAAUUAGAGCCACUGCAGCUGUCGGAACCGUUGGCGACGAUCGAAGAGCAACCAGUCGUCACGGAGGAAUCGCCCAAGAAACCAAGGAAGCGCAAAAAAUCCCGAACCGAUGGCACGCCGACGGGGCCGCAGACGAAGAACUACGUUUGUCUUGUGUGUCAGAAGCGGUUUUCGAAGGCAAUCUAUUUGAAAGUACACACUCGAACCCACACCGGAGAAAAACCGUACGCGUGCGAUAUUUGCUUUAAGAGCUUCACCCAGGCGUCAAGCUUAAAUACCCACAAGCGGCUGCAUUUCAACGUGAAACCGUUCGAGUGCGAGAUUUGCAAGCAGCAGUACACGAGUGCGGGUAACUACAAGGUGCAUCUGCGUACGCACACCCAAGAAAAACCGUACGCCUGCAGUUACUGCGACAAACGCUUUUCGCAGCAUUCGAGUAAGAAAAUGCACGAACGGGUGCACAGCCAGGAGAAGCCCUAUCCGUGCCAGGUGUGUCUGAAGGCGUUCAGCAACGUCAGCAACCUAACAGUGCACAUGCGCAUCCACCAGGGCCUGAAGCCGUACAAAUGUGAUAAGUGCGAAAAGUGCUUUGCUCAGUCGCAAACCCUAAAAACGCACUACAUUUCGGCGCACACGGAUGUUCGACCGUUUCAGUGCGACAGGUGCCCAAAGUCGUACGCGACGCUCUCGAACCUCAACAACCAUAAGCAUACGCAUCUGGAUGAGAAGCCUUUUGCGUGCGAGUCGUGCGGUAAGCGGUUCACCCAAAAGUCCUCCCUCAAAACGCAUCUCCUAUCGCACAACACUGAAAGGGCAUUCCCAUGCAACGACUGUACGAAGUCGUUCAACACCCACGCAAUGCUGAACACGCACCGUCGUAAUAUCCACAGCACCGAUCGGCCGUAUGCUUGUACCAAGUGCAGCAAAUCCUACGCCCAAGAAACUCGGCUCCGACAGCACAUGCUCAGCCACGCUGAGGUCAAACCGCAUGCAUGCCAACAAUGUAACAAAACGUUCACGACAGCAACGAAUCUGCGUAUCCACCAGCGUGUGCACUCGGGGGAAAAGCCUUACCCUUGUCCAACGUGCGGGAAAUGCUUUUCGCAGCGAUCGUCGCUAAGAACACACGAAAUCUUGCACUUACCUCCAGAACUGCGACCUGAUACCGUCACCACUGGUAAGCAACAAUCCGGCAGAACGGGAUCAGGGCCGGGGGCUGGGAAAAAAAGACGCAGAAAGAUACACGAGUGUGACCAGUGCGGAAAGACAUUCACGGUGCGCGGACGCUAUUGCAACCAUAUGAAGCAGAUGCAUCCGAGCGAAACACUAGAGGACGAUGAACAGGACCCUGAGAGUACCAAUGGGGAUGGACAUCGUGAGCCGGAGGGUGAUAGCGAUAGAUUAGAUGAUAAGGCAGAUUGCAAAGCCAGCGCAUCGCAAACGAAAAAUGCGAAAAAUUGUAGUGGUUUAGCUUCAGAUUUUGCCUCGGCGUAUGCUAUCAAGGGCGAAAAUACCGAGAGCACGGCGGCCAUAUCCACGGAUAAGGAUGGUCACAACGAUGACGAUGACGACGGCGACGACGACGAUGACGACGACGAGGACGAGGACGAUGACGACGAUGACGAUGAUGAUGACGAUGAAGAAGGCGAAGAAGACGACCAGGACGGCCAAUUCGAGGAAGCGGGCGGUAUGGCCAACGAGGAGAAUGUGAAAGUGAGCAAUGCAGGUGUUUCCCUUCAGGAGCAGUUCUAUUACGGGCGGAUAUUGUCCGAGCAGAACUGAUCUGUUGACACAUUACCUACUACGACAACGGGAUCCCGCUGGUUUUCAUUUUAACCCGUACAUAGUCGCUUUAAAAAGAGCUCUAGUUUUUAACGAAAUAGGCCUUAUUCGAAGAUCUCUUAACAACCGGUAUCUUAGUUAAGUUUGUAUUUGCGCGAAUGCUGACGGAGUCAAGGCUUGAUGUACGGCCAGCUCGUUCAAAUGGCAAGUAUGUGCAA